Molecule: messenger RNA, 2850 nt
Organism: Henningerozyma blattae CBS 6284
Lineage: Eukaryota; Fungi; Ascomycota; Saccharomycetes; Saccharomycetales; Saccharomycetaceae
Gene: SYH1
Product: Syh1p
Exons: 1
Coding region: 1-2850 (949 amino acids)
Molecular function (GO): protein binding
Source: RefSeq, a predicted model, not a curated record
AUGACUUUUCAAUCCAAUUUUAAUGAUCAAUUCAAUUCUAUGAAUUUUCAAUUUCAAAAUCUAAAUACAACUAAUCAAUCUGCUGCAAACACACGAAAUAUUAAACUAGAUAACAAUGCUACAACUAAUAAUACAAACACCACUGCUGCUACGACUGCAACAAGUCAAAUUUCAACCCCCUUAAAUAAACAAGGUCAAAUUAACAUCACCAUGCCACUAAGUAGAACUACAUCUCUGUUGGAUUCGUUUGGUAUUCCCAGGACUUCUUCUCCCUUUAUGUCACAUACCAAUUUGACUAGUAGUAAUCAAAACAUCUCCAAUAGUCUUUUGGCUUCUCAGAAUACGACAUCAACAAAUACACCAACUAUACCGACAUCAUCUUUAAAUUGGAAUGGUAUCGACCCGCUUAAUAAUAAUACUACUAAUAAUACUACUAAUGCAAUCCAUCAAAGAAAACCUAAUGAUAUCCAUCCGGCUUUAAGUAGUCCUUCAUUAUCAGCAUUAACCACAUCGUCAAACUCUACGGUUGGUAUUACUUCGCAACAACAGUUCAACCCAAUGCUGAUUCAUCCUCAAACUCCAUUAUCAACUGUUCCGGCGUUACCACCAUUAAAUUUACAUCCUAUGGUAGAAUCACAAUGGAAGUAUUUUGAUACUUCUUCUACUUUGCAUGGGCCUUUUACUACAAAUACAAUGGGAUCUUGGUACGUUCAAGGGUAUUUCCAACCAGCUUUACAAAUCACAAGAUUGAACACAUCUCCUGAACCGUUUAAUAUUAAUGAUCAAUUUAUUACAUUAGCAGAAUUGAUUUCAAAAGUAAAUGAUUUUCAAAAUCCAUUCUUGAGAUUCGAUAACUUAGUCUCGCUUUUUAUUGCUCAACAACAACAAUCUUUACAAGGUACACCUGCAGCUAAUCCAAUUCCACAACAAUUUCAAUUUCCUGAAAUUAAAACGUUGGAUAAUAGCACUAAUAAUAAAAAUGCAUUAAUUCCAAAGCAAGAUGUGAAUGAAGAAAAAUUACCAGAUGGGGUGGUUGCUAAUAUUCAUAGUAAAGAUUAUAUCUAUGAAGAACUGUUAAAUUUAAAAUUUGAUGAUGGUGGGUACUAUAAACAAACCACCGUUAGAAUCCCAGUAUCAAGAUUAAAUAAAGAAUUAUUACCUGAUUCUUUUAUUUUCCCUAAACCUAAAUCACCUGUAAGUCCAACCUCACCUGCUCCAGUUCAGACUAUGCACAAAGAAACAAAAUCUUCAACUCCUUUAAACAAGGAAGUUUCUCCUAUUACUAAAAAACUAGAGAAUUCUACUGUUAAAAAGGAAACACCAAUCCCAUUGAGUGAACCUGAAAUUAACCCUGAUGCUUUGAUUGGAUCAUUCUCUAAAGAAGAACAAAAGCUUGAAUUAGAACGUAAACGUCAAGAAAAAGCUGAUGAAAUUGCAAGAAAAUUAUUAGAAGAGCAAACUAUACAUGAACAAGAAUUGAAGAAAAAAGAAGAAGCUAAGAAGUUGAAAAAAUUACAGAAACAAAAGGAGAAAGAGAAAAAAGAGUUUGAAAAGAAACAGAAAAUAGUAAAACAACAAGAAAAGGAAAAAGAAGAACAGGACAAGAAAAAAUUACAAAAUGAAAUGAAAUUGAAAAGGGAAAAGGAAAAAGAGUUACAACAAGAAAAGAAGAAACAACAACAGUUGGCUAUUGAUGCUGAAAGGGAAAGGAAAACGAUGGAAUUUACAGAAGCUUCUAUUGCUGAAGCUCCAUGGGCUAAUAAAGCCAAUUCUCGUGAUGAUGUCGUUGUUCCAAACAUUGCUGAAAUGAUUAAAAGCGUUAAACAAGAUGAGGCUAAAAAGAUUAAGAUGAAGAACACUAAAGAUUUGAAUUUUGCAUUAAAGGCCCAAUCUGAAAUCUUAACUUUUAAUAAUGACAGUUUACAACAACAGUCUACUCCUGCAUUGACUUGGGCAACUAAGCCAACUCCGCAACCAAUAAAUGUUGAUAUUAAAUCAAAAUUAAAUAGCCCAAAGGCAAGUCCAACUACUACUUCAUCAAUUAACAACAGUCCUACAUUGAAUAAUAAGAAGAAAGAGUCCGCUCAGGCAACUUCCAGAGUAGCUGGUAACAAAGAUACUCUUGCCACAACUAAAUUGGAUGAAUGGGAUGAUGAAAGCUUCAUUGAAGAGCAAAAGAAGUUAUGGGCUGCUGCUCAACGUAACAAGAAACCCUCAACCAAAGCCUUACCUACUCUCGGUUCUAACACGGUAAGUGCAACUAAUGGAUCAUCUGCAUGGACUACCGUGACUAAGGCAUCAAAGGUCAGUAGUACAACCACAAAAUCUAAUUCCACAACAACAUCUUCAAUUUUAAAUCCGGAUAAAUUACGUGCUAUUGGUGGUAAUAACACUAAUAAAGGUAAACAAAUUGGUUCCUCAACUGUUAACCCAAACAUUAAGGUGAAAUAUCCAAGUACAAUUACCACAUCAGGUUCGUUAUCAAAUAGCAGCUCAAGUUCUAAUGCUUAUCCUGGCAAUGCUUCUAUUUCUACCCGUCAAGAUUUUCUAAAAUGGUGUAAAACUCAAAUGAAAUUAAACCCAAAUGUUAAGAGUACAAGCGUCUUGGAAGUGUUGUUUAGUUUACCUGCAGGACCCGAAUCAAAAGAAAUUAUUGCUGAUACAAUUUAUUCAAAUAGUAGUGUUAUGGAUGGUAGACGAUUUGCCACGGAAUUCAUCAAGAGACGUGUUGAAUGUGAAAAGCAAAUCGAGGAUCCAUUGAGUUGGCUUGAAGUUCUACAAUUACCGGAAGGUAACGUUGAUGAUUGGGAAUUCCAAGUAGUCAAUAAAAAGAAAGGCAGAAGACAUUAG